Molecule: messenger RNA, 805 nt
Organism: Helianthus annuus (common sunflower)
Lineage: Eukaryota; Viridiplantae; Streptophyta; Magnoliopsida; Asterales; Asteraceae
Product: probable cysteine protease RDL3
Exons: 2
Coding region: 84-443 (119 amino acids)
Source: RefSeq, a predicted model, not a curated record
AUACCGCUCGUUCCGUUCUUCGAUCUGCAUUCAAGUUCAACUUAUCUCCACACACAGACAGACAGGAGGGGCGAUUUGGAGCAAUGGCUGCAACCGAGGAUGCUGACAGGAAACGUUUUGAGGACUGGAUGAAAGAGUACAACAAAGAAUACAAAACCCCAGAUGAGGAGGCGAUUAGAUUCAGUGCCUUUAAAGAAAAUCUCCGUGAUAUAGAGGCUCAUCUUGCAAAUCCAAACCUAGCACCACAUUGGAAGGGUCUGACCCAAUUUUCGGACAUAACUCUUCGUCCGUUCCUUACAGAGUACCUCGGAUGCACUUUUGGUGGUGGUUAUUUAGUUGCCAGUGACGAGGACGAGGAUGAAGAAGAGGACGAGGUCCAGGGUCAGGUCCUCGAGGACGAGCUCGAGGUUUCUGUCAAACACCAAAGUGGAGGCUGUAAGUAAUUUUACCCAUUCAAGCCAAAUCACAUCUUUGAUUACAAAUGCAUCUUUGUCAAUAAUAAUAGUUAAAUUAGACAUUACUAAAACUUUGUUUUUCCCUACUUGUGGCAGUAUCUAUUAGCCAAGUUACAACUGAAUUAUGAUAAAUAAAUAUAACCAAAUCAGGGGUGUUAAAGCAUACAUCCUUAAAACUAUUGAGGCAGUAUCUUAUGUAUUAGGCAAGUUCCAUCCUUUCCGAUGAAUGAUGAUACUGUGAAAAUGGUUUGUUUUAGUUUUUUUUUUUUGUGCAAGUAAUAGUACAUGACCCCUUUUGAUUAUGAAUUUGAGUCAUGAGUUGUAUUUGGAUCGCAAGUACUUGUAUGUGA